Molecule: messenger RNA, 1467 nt
Organism: Aspergillus mulundensis
Lineage: Eukaryota; Fungi; Ascomycota; Eurotiomycetes; Eurotiales; Aspergillaceae
Exons: 3
Coding region: 1-1467 (488 amino acids)
Source: RefSeq, a predicted model, not a curated record
AUGACUACAUACUCUCCGCUACCUCGCGCCCAAACCCUGGCCUCCCUCCCCCCAGAAUAUCCCUCCAAUGCCCUCUCCCAAAUCACCACCUUCCUCUCCUCAACCUCCACACACCUGCGCCGCCUCGUCGUCCUCGACGAUGACCCAACAGGCACGCAAACCUGCCACGAUAUCUCCGUCCUAACAGUCUGGGACAUCCCAACUCUAACCGCCGAAUUUCGUACCAAUUCGCGCGGAUUUUUCAUCCUAACGAAUUCUCGCGCCCUCCCGCCCGCAGAAGCAGAGACCCUCAUUCGCGAAAUCUGCCAGAAUGUCCUCGCUGCCGCCCUGGACACCGGAUUAAGCAAGGAUAGUCUAGACGUCGUCCUCAGAGGCGAUAGCACGCUGCGCGGACACUUCCCGUUAGAAGUCGACGUCGCGUUGAACGUAUUCGACGCUGGCUCUGGGGCUGAUGCAGUUGCGCCAACAUGGGUUCUUGCGCCGUUCUUCUUUCAGGGUGGGCGGUACACAAUCGACGACGUGCACUAUGUCCUAGAAGGUGAGGAACUGGUUCCCGCGGGACAGACGCAGUUUGCGCGCGACGCGACGUUCGGGUAUAAGAGCUCCAGUCUGCGGGAUUAUGUGCUUGAAAAGGCACCCGGGCGGUUUACGCCGGAGCAGAUCCAUUCUGUGACAUUGGAAGAUGUUCGUGUUGGUGGGCCUGAGGGUGUAAGGGAUCGUCUACUGAGAUUCCCGGCUGGUGGUGUGGUGAUUGCCAAUGCGGCGGCCGAGUCGGAUAUGCAUGUUUUUGUUAUGGGGUUGUUGCUUGCCGAAGCCAAAGGCUCCCGCUAUAUCUACCGCACCGGCGCAGCAUUCGUCUCAACUCGUCUCGGAAUCCCGUACAAAGCGCCCAUUACAGCAACAGAGCUGCAACUGCCCAAUCCGCGCCAAACAGGUGGGCUUAUCCUGGCCGGGUCAUACGUGCCCAAGACAACGGCGCAGCUCAAGGUACUCACCGAGCGGCGCGGCGAUCUACUCUCCGUGAUUGAGAUGCGGGUUGAAGACCUCAUUGCCUCAAAGGACGGCGCGGCGGAGGUGGUCAAGAAUGUCAUCGCACAGACGGAGAGCAAUCUAAAAGCCGGUAAAGACACGCUUGUCAUGACGAGCCGGGGCCUUGUGACGGGUGACAACGAGCUCUCGUCGCUGAAGAUUGGGUCGAGGGUUGCGGAGGCGCUGGUGGCUGUUUUGGAGGGGAUUGAGGUACGGCCGCGGUUUGUUGUUGCUAAGGGUGGAAUCACGUCCUCCGACGCAGCUACUAAGGGUCUCCGAAUGAAGCGGGCUUUGAUUGUUGGACAGGCAGCAGCGGGCGUGCCGCUCUGGAGGUGCGAUGAGGGGACCUCCCGCCAUAGGGGUGUGCCGUUUGUGGUCUUUCCAGGGAAUGUUGGGGGUGAAUCUACGCUGUGUGAUUUGGUUGAGGCGUGGAGCUGA